AUGGUGGCCUCCAAGGCCUUCUUGCCCCGAUGUGGAUAUGCAGAACACAUCUGGAACGCAGCUGGCAUGGUCCACGCCCCUCACGUUUUUCGUCAGAUUUAUGGUCUCGUUCUGCGAGGCACUCCAGGACUUUCUGGAGUUAUUAAGUGCAAAAAGGACCUUAACUCUGGAGAUGCUGGCAACUGUGCUGCAUGUGCCUCACCAAGGCCUUUGAACAGCAGCCAGAUCUUGCAGCUUUCAGCCAGCCAGCUCACCUGUGACCAACCCUCCCUUCAAUCCCCACUUAAAAUUGGGGAGAGUAGCAUGAAGGAAGAUCAGGAGCCAGAUGCUCUCUAUGUCAAGGGCCUUGAGCGUCCUCUUGGCCACCUGACCUUCAUUCUCUCUGACAGUCAUGGGAAUCGGGCACACGUGGCUUGUAAUGUAACACGUCCUGUUGAAGACACCUCCAUGGUGUGGGAGCCAGUGAGCAGAACUGAUGAAAUUGCUGUAAAUGUGACUCUACAGACAUUUCUGGAGUGUGAGAUUGAUAGAGAUGCUCUUCAGAACCUGUGGAGGUUGAUUGCCUACUACUAUGAGAGCCCAGCAAUUUUGGAACGGGGAACCAGACUUGGGAAUUCUUCAAAGGUGACUUUUCAGUACUCUCAAGCAACACACGAGGAAUCACCAUAUUAUACAGAGCUCAAAGGACAUUUAAUGGCUGAACCAGCCUGGCUUUUACAACCAAGGGUAACACUUCAGCUGAACAGGCGCAAAACAACAACUAAAAACUGGUGCUGAACUUCUCUACUUU
This is a messenger RNA of Cyprinus carpio (common carp), 790 nucleotides long. RefSeq names its product immunoglobulin superfamily member 10-like. NCBI's taxonomy places the organism in Eukaryota, Metazoa, Chordata, Actinopteri, Cypriniformes, Cyprinidae. Bases 1 to 777 code for a protein of 258 amino acids. The record is from RefSeq and is a predicted model, not a curated record. Gene Ontology annotation, biological process: axonogenesis; regulation of presynapse assembly; positive regulation of synapse assembly. The transcript has 2 exons. Gene Ontology annotation, cellular component: membrane.